AGUAGUGUUAUGUACGUUAGUAUUGGUGGUAUAAGAGUAUAGUAUAAAAGUGAACAUCAGGUGGAGUCGAGAAACUGUACAUACAAUUAACAUAGUUUUCCUUAAUACAUUCCAACUACAGUAAAAAGUGUUAUAUUGUAAAAGUGCAUCCGAAGUAUUGAGGAAGCCCCGUCGCAGUUACUGCAUCACGAAUCGACAGGGGCUAACAAUGUUUGCUAAAAAAAAGAAGAAACCACAAAUAUCUACACCAACAAACUUUGAACACAGAGUCCAUACAGGAUUUGAUAAACGAGAGGGCAAAUUUGUUGGAUUACCACUACAAUGGGCUUCAAUAGUAGGAAAUAAUCAGAUCCUUAAAUCAACCAAUCGACCAUUACCAUUAGUAGAUCCAAGUGAAAUCACACCUACAGAGAUUCUUGAUUUAAAGACUAUAGUACGAGGACAUAAUGAUCCUAGAGUAAAAGUAUUAAUAAAUGACAAAACUACAGAAAAUGGAUUACCCAAAACUAGUACAGUUGCCAGGUCAAAUUCGCUUCGUUCUUCAAGUCCACCACGACUUAGAAGAGAUUACAGGCAUAAUACUAAUCUUCCCCCAUCUGUUCCUGAAGGACAAGAAGUACCUUCAAAUACUAGUCAAAUGCAAGGAUAUACAAACUUUGGAAAACCACAUAGUUAUCUUGAAAAAAUAAGACAAAAUUCGCCAAGUGUUACGUCUGGAUUAAACCCUAAUAUUCAAAAUAUGAUUCCAAAUCUUCAAAAUUUGAACCCUAAUAUGCAGUCUUCACCAAAUUUGACUCAUACUGGACAAAAUGCUCCUAAUUUAUCUCUUAAUUUUCAAAAUUUAAGUCCAAUCGUUAACUCACAAAGCUCAACAUCAAAUCCAACUACUCCACAAGUUCCAGAGUCCGAAUUUCACAGAUUAAAUUCUCAAAUGACGAUGGCAUCAAAUCAAUAUAAUGGCAAUCUGCAGAUUCCAAUCAAUGAAGUAUCUACAAGAGAUCAAGUUGCUCAAAAUAUGUUAUUACAAAAAUUGCAACCAAAAAUUUCACCAGUUGGAUCAAUAGCUUCACAAAGACCAUUAAGUCAAUUGAGCUCUCAUAAUAUUAAUAAAUAUCCACAAAAUUAUAAUAUGUGUGAAAAUCCAUCUGCGAUGCAACCUCAUUUGAAGAAACCAAUGGAAACCUCACAGUCAAUGCAUAACUUAUCAAAGCCAAACGUUCCUUCCACAGUUACUGGAACCACUUCGACGCCAGAUCAAAAUCAAAAUAUGAAAAAUGCCUUAUCAUCAGGUAAUUUAACAGUUGGCUCAAGUUCAAAUAGUUCUAAUAAGCAGACUGCUGAACAGCGUUUAACACAUGAGCAAUUUCGAGCAGCUUUACAAAUGGUGGUAAGUCGAGGAGAUCCUCGGGAAAAUUUAGAAAAUUUUUUGAAGAUUGGAGAGGGCAGUACAGGAACUGUGUGUAUAGCAACAGACAAAAGUACAAAUCGUCAAGUUGCAGUAAAAAAGAUGGACUUAAGAAAACAACAAAGGCGAGAAUUGCUUUUUAAUGAAGUUGUUAUUAUGAGGGAUUAUCAUCAUCCUAAUAUUGUUGAGAUGUAUGAUAGUUUCUUAGUAGAUGAUGAGCUUUGGGUUGUGAUGGAAUACUUGGAGGGUGGUGCAUUAACGGAUAUUGUAACACACUCGCGCAUGGAUGAAAGUCAAAUUGCAACAGUGUGUUCUCAAUGUCUUAAACCAUUGGCGUAUCUGCACUCACAAGGAGUUAUUCAUAGAGAUAUUAAGUCUGAUUCAAUAUUACUUACGGCAGAUGGAAGAGUGAAAUUAUCUGAUUUUGGUUUUUGUGCUCAAGUCUCUCAAGAAUUACCAAAGAGAAAAUCUCUGGUUGGAACACCAUAUUGGAUGAGUCCUGAAGUUAUUUCAAGAUUACCAUAUGGGCCUGAAGUAGAUAUUUGGUCAUUAGGAAUAAUGAUUAUUGAAAUGGUCGAUGGUGAACCACCUUUUUUUAAUGAACCUCCUUUACAAGCUAUGAGACGUAUAAGAGAUAUGCCACCUCCAAAAUUAAAAAAUUCUCAUAAAGUUAGUCCACGUCUUCAAGGAUUCCUGGAAAGAAUGCUUGUUCGUGAUCCAGCUCAAAGAGCAACAGCGGCUGAAUUGUUACAGCAUCCAUUUCUUAGGCAAGCUCAAAGUCCAAGUAUCUUGAUUCCACUAAUGAGAGGUGCAAGACAUACAAAUUGUUGAUAGGUAAGAUCAGAUUAUUAUGAUUCCAUGAAAUGCUUUCAUCAAUGAUUGCAAUAGUAGACACAAAAGUGGAAAAGUGCUAAAUAUGCCUGAUGUAUACAGUCGUAAUUAUAUUGUAGAUCAUGUAAAGUAUAAUAAUGUUUAGACAAUUUAUUCUGAAAAGUUUAAACAUUCCAAUUAUUUCUGAGCUUAUACAUAUUAAUUUAUAUAUAAAUAUAUGAACUGUUUGCCAAUAAUAUUAAUGUUAUGAAAGCAAGAUGUUCUAAAGCUACGUAUAAAUAAAGUUCAUAAAUUGUUCUUGAACAAUUUCUAAAUAGUUCCUGAAUAAUUUGCGAACUUCUAUAUAUAUAAAAUUUUAGUUUAUACAUGGCUGAUAAUAUUGGACAAAUGAAUAAGAUAUCAAUUUAUAUCUACUCCUUGUAGAAUAAAUAAAAAGUGCCUUGGCUAUGACAAGACAUUCAAAACAUUGAUUUUUGACUCAUUCACUGCCAUAAUAUAUUUUCUUAAAGUAAUUUAUACACUAAGUGAAAGAGUACUUUGACUGACUUAUGAAAUUAAAUCUUGUUAAUAAAUAAAACAUGAUACAAAUUACCAUGUUUAAAUAAAUAUAUUAAUUUUCAAAAUAGGAAAUAUAUCUUCCUAUAUAAAAUAUUAGUGGCGGUGGAUGUGUAAAUUUAAGAAAAUGACAAUUGCUUAUCUGUUGUUUCAUGUUUUCAUGAUAAGAUGAAUAUUUCAUUAAUUAUCACAAUGUCACGCUAGUUACUAUUUAAAUAUGAUAUAGAGAAUUAUGUAUGCUGCACAGAUUAUUUAGUCUAUUGACAAAUUGCUGAUAAGAAUAAUGUGCCACGUAUGCCACUAUUUUAAGAAUUGCUAAAUCAUUAAAAAUUUUUUUAAAUUUGUAUUACACUAUAUUAAUGUGUUAAAAAAUGUUAACAUACGUUUUUUAAUACUUUUUAUUUUUAUCAAAUUUAUAUUUUUAUUUAAAAUGAAAUUCUCCAAAUAAGAAAUAUUUUUUUUUUAUAUACGUAUAACAUGAGAGAUAUGAUUAAUGCUGUAUGUAUUCUUUAUUCCGAUUUUAAUAACAUGUGUAUUAAUCUUGUACUAUGUUCUAUAACAAAACAUAGUAAUUAUAAAUGUAAUUAAAUAUUUGUUAAAAUAUAAAAAAAUCACGUAUUUGAACGUGAUUUUUACAAUCUAUUUGUGAUAGGCAACAAAAAUUCAUGUUCAAAUGAAUCAUAAAGAAAUAUUAAUAUAAUCAUUAAUCAAAUAAUCAUUAGAAAUAUAAUAAUUUGUGUCAUUUGAAAAUAACGUUAUUUCUGUUGAAAUAUUACUAGACGAAACUAUUUGUAAUAUCAUAAGAUAUUAUUUUUUGGAAAUUAUGUAUUGUCAAUGUGGUAAUACAAAACUUUUAGUAUAAUGGUUUUAAGAUGGCACACAAAUUAUUGUUUGCACAAAUGUGUCGUUUGAAACAUUAAUAUUUGAAGUUUUAAAAAAUAAUGUUUAUAAGAUCUAUAUUAUGUAGAAAUAUGUUUCAUCUAAUUUUCUUAUACAUAUAUUUAUUAUGAUUCAUAUUGUGGGAAAAUAUCUAUUAUUGUAAUGUAAUACAAAAUGUUAUUUUAUGCAGUAUUCUUAUGGAAGUUCAACAUUCUAAUGGAACAUUCCUAAAUUAAUGGAGGCAUGAAGUGUUCAAAAUAGCUAUGAUUUACUUUUGUAGAAUAUUUUUUUAUUAUUACUCAGCCAUACAAAGUAAUGAAGAGUCAAUAAGUAUAAAUUCAAAUAUUCAUUUCGAAGAAAAAUUAAAAAAAGAGAAAUGCCUUAAAAAAGAUCGUUUUUGAAAAAUCUAGUAUAUAAAUAUUUUUGGAAGAUAUACAGAUUUAAAAUAAAAAUAUAAUACUCGCAUUUUUAAUCAACAUUUUAUAUAUAUUAUAAGUUGUACAAUAUUAUUUUGAAUUCGACAUAAAAAUAUGUAUAUCAACGAUCAGUAAUAAGCAUUAUUUAUAAUGUAAAAUAUAAUUCAUUCAGAAAUUAUUAGGGUCAAAAAUAUUUUUAAUCAAAUCUUUACGUACGUAAGCGAUGAAACUUAUUGGGAUUAUGUAGCAUAAUAAAAAUUAUCUUUAAAUUGUACAGUUUUUAUACUAAUACAAUUAAUGAUUAAUAUAAGUAAACAGAUUGUCAUUUAUACUGUGCAGACAAUCGAUACUUGUUUUGUUGUCAACUUUCUUUUUAAUAUAUCGAAAUAAAUUCACAUUGAAUAGAUUGCAAUGAAGGAUGUAUACGAAUGAUACAAUUAUAUUCUAGCAUUAUAUAUAUAUAUGUAUGUAUGUGUAUAUAUAUAUAUAUAUAUAUAUAUAUAUAUAUAUAUCCCCGAAAACGUAAUGUAUUGACCAAAAAUAUUGAUUUUGUUUUUAAGUUUUUAAUGGGAACCUUUUUUUCAUCUAAGGCAAUAUUGUGACAAUAAUGAUUUUAUUUGUACAGUUUUAUUUGUUAUAUAACUAAUUAUUACAGUUUUGUGAUAUUAUGUAAUAUUGUAGUACUAUAAUUACCCAAAAUGGAAGAUCUGGAUAUUGAACUCUCAAUGUUAUUUUAAUCAUAAAAUUUCAUCAUUUUGUAGUUUCAAUUAUAAUUAUUAAUGAAAGUUGAUAAUGUUUUACGACAAAGUUAAGCGAGUCAUUUAUUCAUACAGUUAUAAAGACUUAGGAGAUUCGAAGAACAAACAAACAAAAAAAAACAAAUAUCGAUGAUUCCAAGAAAGUAUACUUAAUAUCGAAUAUUAAUACUUUUUACUUUAUAUUGCGGCACUAAUCGAUAAUUAAGGCCAUUGUACUUAUUAUAUUUUUAUUAUAAUAAACGAAGAGCUCUCGUUGAGAAUGUACGAAACUACGAAUUAAAUAAUGAUAUUAUAUGUGUACAUAAAUCUAUUUCUAGAAAAUAAAGAUAUAUAGAUAAAACUAUA
Vespula vulgaris is the source of this 5189-nucleotide messenger RNA. It is a transcript of the gene mbt, whose product is annotated as serine/threonine-protein kinase PAK mbt. Gene Ontology annotation, molecular function: protein serine/threonine kinase activity; ATP binding. Bases 209 to 2236 code for a protein of 675 amino acids. The transcript has 7 exons. Gene Ontology annotation, biological process: protein phosphorylation; regulation of MAPK cascade; intracellular signal transduction. NCBI's taxonomy places the organism in Eukaryota, Metazoa, Arthropoda, Insecta, Hymenoptera, Vespidae. The record is from RefSeq and is a predicted model, not a curated record. Gene Ontology annotation, cellular component: cytoplasm.